AUGAUCGUCCGGUGGCCAAAAAUGGUCCGACCCGCCAGCGGUCUGUUGCUGUCGAUGCUGCUGGUCGCCAUUUGCUUCGAUCUGUCCGGUGGAUGGCGAUUUGAUCGAUUGCCUAGACUGUAUGGAGACAAGCUGCCGACGAAGGCAAUUUCGCCGCGGUUGCGCAAAGUCCAAAGGCGGAUCGUGAUGCUGCACGACUCGUACCGGACCAAGGUGCUACCACCGGCCGCGAAUAUGCUAAACAUGAAGUGGCACCACGGUGCAGCUCGGUCGGCGCAGAAAUGGGCGAACCAGUGUCGGCUGUUGACCCACGACACCCCGAAAGGCCGCUGGAUUGAUAGCUACGGUGCGUGCGGGCAGAACAUCUUCGUGUCGACACAUCGAGUGCCUUGGGUGUUUGCGCUGCGGACCUGGUUUUUGGAGCGCCAGAAUUUCACGUACGGCUCGAGCCGGAACGAUCUGACCACGGUCGGACAUUACACGCAGAUGGUGUGGGCCGCCACGCAUAAGGUCGGCUGCGGGCUGACCAAGUGUCCCCGGGGUGGUCCGCGAGGGAAGCCGUUCUACAACUACGUCUGCAACUACUGUCCCAUUGGAAAUCACGAGGAGAAAUUGGGCCUCCCUUACAAACGUGGCCGUCCCUGUGGUUCGUGCCAUUCGAACUGUCUGUCGCGGAAAAUGAGACUUUGCACCAACACCUGCAACACGGCCGAUCUGUGGGCAAACUGUCGCGAUCUGUACCGAACCUGGCCCGGCUGGCUGUGCAAUACGGCGACGCCGGAGGGUCUGGAGCGCCAGCGGAACUGCGCGGCCACCUGCACCUGCCACGGGAAGAUACACGACUGA
Molecule: messenger RNA, 846 nt
Organism: Anopheles coustani
Lineage: Eukaryota; Metazoa; Arthropoda; Insecta; Diptera; Culicidae
Product: cysteine-rich venom protein-like
Exons: 6
Coding region: 1-846 (281 amino acids)
Cellular component (GO): extracellular region
Source: RefSeq, a predicted model, not a curated record